Arachis duranensis is the source of this 1706-nucleotide messenger RNA. RefSeq lists its product as uncharacterized. The coding region runs from base 129 to 1400 and encodes 423 amino acids. Lineage: Eukaryota; Viridiplantae; Streptophyta; Magnoliopsida; Fabales; Fabaceae. The transcript is spliced from 6 exons. Gene Ontology annotation, molecular function: protein binding. The record is from RefSeq and is a predicted model, not a curated record.
CUUAGCUAAGUUGGCAAGUAAAGGUUCAAAUAAACUGAUUAUGUAAAAUUGAAGCCUAUAUCCACCAUAUAUAUAGCUAAGACAAGACUUGAAGAAAGUAACAAAUUAGUUAGUUAGUUUAAGGGGAAAUGGGUGAGGAAUCAGGGUUGAAUGUAAUUGACAUGGAAGAAGCUCAACGAGCAGCUUUAUUCAGAGACUGGGAGAAUUUCAAUAAAUUCUUCGCAAAUAACAACCAGGCCUUGCUUAAGCCCAUGGAUAUGGGCUUAAACACGGCCUUUCACGUUGCCAUGGCCUUAGAGUCCACCCGCGACGCAGAACUACUGAAGGAGUUGCUGGAAAUGGUUGGCGAGGAAGAGAGGUGGCAGGCGCUGAGAAAGGCGAAUGGCGAUGGGGACACGCUUCUCCACGUGGCGGCCGCAAGUUGCAAGGAGCUUAACGCAGUGGAGUUGGUGCUCGACUACGAGAAGAAGGUGCAGGCGCCGCUGGAGGAUGAAGAAACAGAGGGGGAUUGGAAAGAGAAGAAGAUAUCGUUGGUGGAACUGAGAAACGACUAUGAGGAAACCCCGAUUUUCACGGCCUCUAAGGAAGGGAAUCUCAAGAUGCUCCAGCACGUUGCUAAAUGUGUAGGCGCUGCUGACUUACGAAAGCAUUUCUACAGAGGUGCUGACAAAACUUCCAUUCUUCAUAUUGCUAUAAUUGGACAACACUUUGAUGUUGCGGUUUGGUUGCUGGAAGUGGAUGGUAGUUUGGCUAAUGAAACGGACGAUAGCAAAUUUACGAGUCUUCAACUGUUAGCCAAGAUGCCUUUUGUGUUCCCAAGCCAUUCCCAAUUCAGCACUCUCAAAUCUCUCAUAUAUUAUUUGCUUCCGGAGUAUGAGUACCAAGAUUUUGAUCAUGAAAGCAUACGGGUUCUCAGGCAAGGGACAGAAUCAUCAAAUGGAAUUGGAAAUGGGAAUGCACACACCUCAGUGUUUACAAGAAUCAACCGUGCUAUUUGGAAGUUUUUUGCUGAAGAAUGGAUGGUGAUACAUGACAUUUGGCAGACAAAGAAGCAGCACAAGUUAGUUAUGCAUCUAACCAAGUCAUUAGUGCCAAAAGACUACUCAUGGCGAGAAACUAACAUUCAUGUUACUAGUCAACGGCAACGAACGGUGGCUGUUUUUCCAAUUUUUGAAGUCUCCGUUCGUCAAAGAUUGAUCCAAAAAAAGAGGGACAGCAGACAGGAUGAGAAGGGUGGGACGCAAAAGGUAGAUGCCACCAGUUAUAGCCCUACGCCAUUGCUCUUAGCAGCUAGCACCGGAAUUGUGGAAAUCAUUGAGGAAAUAAUCGAAGUACACCCAGAUGCCAUAAACCAUGUUGGUGUAUGUGCUUCAAGUUACAGUCAUGACACGACAACUUGAAAUUUUUCGAUUCCUAAAGACUUGCUGUGGCACUUCAAUGAUGAAGAAAUUGGCGGGUCGAAUCGGUAGAGAGGGUCGCACCUUGUUGCAUUACGUUGCACCGAUGAAGUAUAAGAGAAAGCACGAGGCCGGCGUUGUAUAUGAACUACAAGAAGAGCUCCGUUGGUUCGAGCGUGUGAGGAACAUAACCCCUUCGUACCUUCACAUACAUUGCAAUGAUGAGAAGAACCAGACGGGAAAAGAACUAUUUGAAACGGAGCAUGAUGCUAUGCUAAAGAGCGCACAAGAAUGGCUGAAGCAGACAUC